Messenger RNA from Linnemannia hyalina, 1767 nucleotides. Lineage: Eukaryota; Fungi; Mortierellomycota; Mortierellomycetes; Mortierellales; Mortierellaceae. The record is from the annotation of a GenBank genome assembly.
AUGAGCGAAGUAGCCCGAUAUCUCGAUCACAACGACAUUGUCCAUCUCCUCCUCAUCAACUCCCUCUUCCACCAAGCACUCGCUCCUUUCCUGUUCGACGAGCUGAGGAUCGAAGACACGCGUUCAGGCAACAAGAACAACCCAUUCGACAUACCAGAGGUCAAGGAAGCCCUUAUCCAACACCACUAUCGUAUCCGCACCCUCCACGUCCGUUCCCUCAAGUCCAGCGCCUUUUCUACCAUUGCCAGCCUCCCUGGGCUGAGCAAUCUCACCACGCUUUCAAUUCGUGACUAUCUCACUACGGAGCAGCAGUGCAACCAAUUGCUAGCAGUUUUAGAGAAGUGCCCGAAUUUAAGGUCACUGUAUGUGGAGAGACCACCGCCAACAGAGUGGCUGGAGCCAUUGCUCAAGUCUAUCGCGAGGGCAUUGCCGGCUCUUCAAGAACUGGAGCUGUUUACCGAGGGGCAGCCCAUAGUCUCGCCACGAGUCGCCCGAGAGUUUUUUGAGACUUGUUCCUCCGAGCUGGUGGCUAUGACCUUGGGACUGAUGUUCUACUCGGACGACCUUGACGAGGACGAGUAUGAGUCAUUGAUGCUACCUGUGGAUGGAUCGCAAACCCAUCCCAAGCUCAAGUACUUUUCUCUACGCUCCCAUGUCCAUUCAGAUGAGCCCCGAAUUGUCCCCGCUGUCUUGUCGACUUUUCUCCGGGGAUGCAAGAGUCUCGAAGUCGUCGAUGACACUCUCACCUUCAAGGCCUCGAGCCUGUCGUGGAUCCAUGCACACCCCGAGAUCCUUGACGCCUUGCAAGAGGCGAUGGGUGUUCGUCUGAUGGCGCUCGUAAUGAUCAGCAGCGAGGACAUUCUCGAGAUGGAGAACUUUGUCGCCCACGAGAUCAGCAACUUUGGUGGCCAACGACGAGACGACGGAAUACAACAGGUCUGGCACACCAUCUUCCUCAUGACUUGUCCGCCACCAGGAUCCGCCAGUCUGCGAGCUCUAGUCGAUGCCUCUCGGAAGGGUCUGCAGAAAUUGAUCAUCUGCGACAGUGAUUAUGUCGUUGGUUCGGAACUCCACUCGGUUUUUCAUCAGGGUCGGUCGCUGGCUAUGAUGAACUUUGACAACUUCCCCACGAUUCACGCCUCGGACUUGCUAUCGUCUCCUUGGAAUUCUCGUUGGUUGACUACGCUCAAGAUUAGGAUCGCAGGCAUCCCACGCCCCGAUGUGCAAAGGGACUACAAAAAUCGACCGAUACCUGAAGGGACGCCGUUGCACAGUGGGACUGUGGAAGAGAGUCGAAUGAUCCAACGGCGUGUUUAUUCCCAGCUAGGGUCCUUGGCGAAUCUAAGAGUGCUGGAACUAGGAACGACCUACCAUCGAGGAAACGUGGUGCGAGAGAAUGGCAAGAAUGGGGAUUACGUGGCGUUCGAUCAUAUGCUUCAGGUGACUAGUUUGGAGAUGACACUUGAGAGUGGACUGGAUUUGUUGUCUGGAUUGACAAGGUUGAGGGAGCUAAAUGUCGGCACCAUGGACCAUCGGAUCGGAAAGAAGGAGCUCUUUUGGAUGCAGCGGCAUUGGCCGUACUUGACGGACUACCAGCGGCUUCGCUCGCGUGGAGCAAGUGCGGUUCUGAGGAUGGGCCGGCUCAGGACGAAAAUGCAAAUACGGUCUUCGUUGCAAGUCCUUCCUCAGCACUCCAAGGCCGAUGGCUCAUGCCCAUUCAUUACGGACAUUUCGAGCCGAGACUGGACAUACGCUGCCAUGGGCUAG